AUGGGAUCUUCUAGAUGCACACAAUCGUCUGAUUAUGCCGACGAGGGUCGCUCCUUGAUCGACGCUUUGGACUUGGCCGAUGUCCGCAAGAACAUUACUGACGGGUUUCCGUUAGGGCCCGGACUUACAGAGAGUUUCCGGUCGACGCCAGAACUCACCACUGACUCGCCCGUGAACAACUCGGUAGUAAAGAUGGAUUCACCUACAGCGCCACCUGUUCUCACGACUGCGGAUACAGACGACCAAACGGAUACGUUAAAAUGCCUGCAGCAACAUCAUGGUCUUUCCAUGAUGGACGCUUUGGACUUGGCCUUGGAUCGCAGGAUCACUACUGACGGGUUUCCGUUACGGCGUAGUGGACUUACAGAGGGUUUCCGGUCGACGCCAGAACUCUCCACUGACUCGCCCGUGAACAACCCGGUAGUAGUAAAGAUGGAUUCACCACCAGUGCCACCUGUUCUCACGACUGCGGAUACAGACGACCAAACGGAUACUCUAAAAUGCCUGCAGCAACAUUAUGGUCUUUCCAUGAUGGACGUUUUGGACUUGGCCGUGGACCACAGGAUCGCUACAACUGUAUGGCCACUGCAGUUACGGCCGCUGCUAGAAAAUGCAGUAAUUUUCCGGUCUUCCGCAGAGCUGAGCAUUCACUCGCCUGUGUACGGACCAGUGAAGUCUGUUCCACCGGCGGCAGCUGAAAUUCAGCAAAAUCCUGCACGGCGUGAUCGUCGCAGAUCGUUAUGGAAGAGGUCGACGAGAUUCAUGUGGAAAUCCAUGGUCAACGCUGCGCGCAGGAUAUGCUUCUGCCAGAGUUUUGUUGACCUGGAAUGA
Macrosiphum euphorbiae (potato aphid) is the source of this 831-nucleotide messenger RNA. The record is from the annotation of a GenBank genome assembly. Lineage: Eukaryota; Metazoa; Arthropoda; Insecta; Hemiptera; Aphididae.